This is a messenger RNA of Sciurus carolinensis (gray squirrel), 507 nucleotides long. It is a transcript of the gene Lyzl4, whose product is annotated as lysozyme like 4. Gene Ontology annotation, molecular function: lysozyme activity. Gene Ontology annotation, cellular component: sperm flagellum; acrosomal vesicle. The coding region runs from base 1 to 438 and encodes 145 amino acids. The record is from RefSeq and is a predicted model, not a curated record. Gene Ontology annotation, biological process: fusion of sperm to egg plasma membrane involved in single fertilization. Lineage: Eukaryota; Metazoa; Chordata; Mammalia; Rodentia; Sciuridae. The transcript has 4 exons.
AUGAAGGCCUCCAUGGUACUCUUCCUCCUUGGCUACCUCACGGACCCAAGUGGUGCUCGCGUCCUGGGGCGUUGCACGGUGGCUAAGAUGCUCUACAAAGGAGGCCUGGAUUAUUUUGAAGGUUACAGCCUAGAAAACUGGGUUUGCCUGGCUUAUUAUGAAAGCAAGUUCAACCCCUCGGCUGUGUACGAGAAUGAGCACGGUGGCUACUCUGGCUUUGGCCUCUUCCAGAUCCGUGAGGACCUGUGGUGUGAACAUGGCCGGAAUCUCUGUGCUGUGUCCUGCUCUGAGUUACUGAAUCCGAAUUUAAAGAAGACGAUUGAUUGUGUCAAGAAAAUCGUGAAAGGAAAAGAAGGAAUGGGCGCGUGGCCCACCUGGUCCCGGAACUGCCAGUUUUCUGAUACUCUUGCACGAUGGCUGGAUGGGUGCAAGUUGUAGCUCCAGGGGUCCUGCGACACUCAGAAGCCGCAUCUUGUGAUGGAAGUGCCUUCUCUGUUUGCUGCUUCA